AUGCUGAGACACCCUUCCCUGUUCAGCAACCUCAUCUGCCCCAUCCUCCUAACUAUUCUCUGGGGUCUGGCCGUCCUUAUAUUCGGAUUCGCCUACCUCCUCAAGCUACAGGCACAUGCCCUCAUCGCAGUCAAAUGUCCUGCUGCCGUUGCAUGGUACAAACGUGCUUCAGUUUUUUCCAUUGAAUACAUAUAUUACACAGAGAACACUACUUACGACUCCACCUGUUCAAUCUGUAGGAUUGUGUGUGUUAUAUUCGUGUUGCUCGAAGUGGCAGUACUAUCGAUCCUCUUCUACCUCAUUAUCCUGCCCAUCUACCAGGACGGUCUCUUUGACCGCGUUCUGAAGCUGCGAGGAUUGAAGCAUGUUCUCAAACAGAACGAGGGCAAUGACCUUGUCAAAUGCAUGCGCGGCGUAUCGGGCGGUCUAUGGAUUUUGCUCUUCCAGAUUCUCGUCUUGAUCAUCACGCUGCCUUUCAAUAUCGUCCCGGUCCUGGGCCAGAUGGCUUUUGUCACCAUCAAUGGCUGGGUCCUGACCUUUGGCCUUCGAUUCCACUACGAUGCCGAGAUCCGCAACAUCUCAGUCUUGCAAUCCAGACGCGAGGCAUGGCAGCGAAGGAGUGAAUACUCUGGGUUCGGUGCUGUGGCAGUGGCUCUGGAGAUGAUCCCGAUCGCCAAUCUCUUGUUUGUCUGGACCAACAUCGUGGGCUGCGCUCUUUGGGUCGCAGACGAGAUUGAGAGAGAAGAAUUGAGACUGCAGCAGGAACAGUCGACCCACAGCCUAAUGGCAGGACAAGGCAGCUUCAAUCACGGAAGCCAAUACAAGAUGGCUGCCUCUGCAUACCCUUGA
This is a messenger RNA of Gamsiella multidivaricata, 849 nucleotides long. RefSeq lists its product as uncharacterized. The transcript is spliced from 3 exons. Lineage: Eukaryota; Fungi; Mortierellomycota; Mortierellomycetes; Mortierellales; Mortierellaceae. The record is from RefSeq and is a predicted model, not a curated record. The coding region runs from base 1 to 849 and encodes 282 amino acids.